Molecule: messenger RNA, 4519 nt
Organism: Ochlerotatus camptorhynchus
Lineage: Eukaryota; Metazoa; Arthropoda; Insecta; Diptera; Culicidae
Gene: Antp
Product: Antennapedia
Exons: 4
Coding region: 1746-2723 (325 amino acids)
Biological process (GO): anterior/posterior pattern specification; negative regulation of transcription by RNA polymerase II
Cellular component (GO): nucleus
Molecular function (GO): RNA polymerase II cis-regulatory region sequence-specific DNA binding; DNA-binding transcription factor activity, RNA polymerase II-specific
Source: RefSeq, a predicted model, not a curated record
CAGCAGAAGGUACAUCAACGGUGCGGAAUUGUUUGAUGUGUGUUGUUGCUUUGGCACGGUCUAACUGGCUCGUUGCACUGUGUUCUGCUCGUACGAUACGCGCGGUAUUCGUCGAAAAGCGACCCUCCGCAACUUGCAAGGGAGGAGAGUGUGUGCCCGGUUGUUGCGAGUUGUGUUUUUUCAAGGGAUUUUUCAUUAGAGAAGCUUAGUAUUUGCAUGACAUUCGGGUAAAUAAGACAUAGCGAAUAAGCCACGCGCGACAAUGGAAAUAGCUAUUUUUCGCGGGUGACGAGUGUACGAUAUGCAGUGUGAAGUAUAUUGUGUGGAUUUUUAUUUCUUAUUGAUAUUGCACAUAUCAAAUCAGUAUUUAUUUAUUUUUUCUAUAACAACUAAGAGUAUUUGUGAAGUAAUUUGAUGCAGUGAAAACGUGUAUGCCUCUGUCACAGUUGAUGUCGUUAUUCAAGUCUCGCAUCUAAAUAAACCGCGACUGCCGUGCAUGUCGGUUUCCUCAAUGGAAGAAACCCGUGACCGUGAUUAGCGUGAAAUAAUCUCAAAGAAUUACAACUGAUUAAGUUCCUACAGUCGUCAAGCUGCUUUGUAUUGUGCCAGAAGAAGUCCCGCGGUGAAAAUAGAUAGAAAGUGUUUCCUAAUUAUGUGUCUUCAGGUUGGUAAAUCCCUUCCGGUUGUGUGACACAAGUUGUACGGCGCGCGAAGAAAAUCAGCGCCAGCGAGCAACAAGAGGGCAGAAAGUGAGAAUCGAAGGCAAAAAAUUGUAAGAUUUAUGAUUCGAUUGCAAUCGUCGUACAGAAAACCGAGGAAAAGGCGACGCAAGAAAAAAAGAGAUAAUUUAUUAGUAUUGGAUUCAAAUUCAAAUAAAAAAGAAAAGCGAAGAAUAGAAAGGAAACCGUAUUGGUGACAACCGCAGAAGAUGGUUCUCUAGAGAAAGUGAGAGUGGCAGUUUUGGCUUUCAAUUAGAAGCAAUGUGUUGCGGAAGGAAGCGUUAAAAACGCACAUCGAACUGGGAAGAAAGAAAAAUCUACUACCGAUAGGAACCGUACUCACAUAAUACUGGGCCAGCAUCGAUGAAUCGUCAUCCCUCUUGAGAGCAGCUUUUUCCAAAUUUGAUUUUCCAGUAUUUUGGAGUUUGGAAAUUAUUUACCGCAGCAGACCACCGACCAUCGCCUGAAGAUCAUCCAAAACAGUUCUACCGGCUAGAAUAAGUGUGUAUAAGUGUAUUUGUGCGCGUAUGUGAGCAAAUUUUAAUUGAGCUUUACUUCGUUCAGUGGUAAAUUUCCUUACAAUUUGUUGUGUUUUUUGUCAUACAAAAGAUAGAGGCAAAAAGUUGCUCGAAGCAAGUAUUCAUCAUCACGUUGUAUAAAAAUCAUCCUCACGGAAAUUCACGCAUGCCAGGCAUACAUCGUCAAGAGAAAGUCAAUACACAAUAAGAAAAGCUUUUGUGAUAGUUUUAUAAAUUAAGUCUACUGUAAGGAAAUAGUAAAAGUAUUAAGUGGUAGUGUCAAAUUCAACGGUCCCAGUGAAACAACCACCGAUACUACCACAUCUUGUCCAAAUCGUUGAAUUCAUGAAUUUAACACAAUAUUCAUCGAUCGCAUAUGAGACAGAUGAUUGAUCACUAAUCUCUUCGAUUAUCUGGAGCUGUGUGUUGAUUUUUGGAGCAUCCUUGUCUGCUUUUCAAACAAAACCGCUACAGAUAGCUAAACUAAGCCCAAACCAAACCUUUCAAUAUGACAAUGAGUACAAAUAAUUGUGAAAGUAUGACGUCAUACUUUACAAAUUCCUAUAUGAAUUCAGACAUGCACGGCCAUUAUCCUGGAACGGGUGUGGAUGGUUUGGAUACCAGUCAACAGAUGUAUCAUCAUAGUCAAAGUCAUGCCAGCCAGGGAAAUAUGCCUCCUUACCCACGCUUUCCACCAUACGACCGGAUGGGAUACUAUCAGCAAAACAUGGACCCUGCCGGAUAUGCGCGAGCCGAUAGCCCAUCGAGUCAGGUGGGUGGAGUGAUACCUCAGCAAACGAAUGGCAAUCCUUUACAGCAAACGCAAGUACAACCUCAACAGCAGCAACCGAUUGUUUACGCUAGCUGUAAAUUGCAGGCCGCGGUGGGUAACGGCCCAAAUGGUCUAGGAACUUACGGUGCUGAAAAUGGAUCCCCUCCGUUGGAGCAGAUGGGCCACCAUAUGAACACCGCUCAAAUGACAAUACCUCAGCAUCACAUGGGGCAUGCACAGGGACAGGAUUGUUUCCCCCCUGACCAGGUGCAUCAGAAUCCACAGCAUAUGGGUAUGUACACCAAUACGGCUGGCGGUCCGCCUGGCGUAGUGCCGCAGCAACCACCAAAUAUGAUGCACCAGCAACCUCCACAACUACACCAAGGACAGCAACCACCUCCAAACAGUCAAAAUUCCAACUCGGGGCUACAGUCACCACUUUACCCAUGGAUGCGGAGUCAGUUCGAACGAAAACGUGGUCGUCAAACGUAUACGCGAUACCAGACGUUGGAACUGGAAAAGGAGUUUCACUUUAAUCGUUAUCUGACCAGGCGGCGGAGGAUCGAGAUUGCCCAUGCACUGUGCUUGACGGAGCGCCAAAUCAAGAUCUGGUUCCAGAAUCGGCGAAUGAAAUGGAAAAAAGAAAAUAAAACAAAGGGUGAACCAGGAUCGGGCGACGAGAACGACAUGACACCGCCACAGUCUCCGGCGUAAAUACUUGUGCUCAUCUCUGGCUAGCUUAUGAAUGAUGUUAGUGACUUUUGUAAUAUGAAUUUUCCUCUGUUUAGUUAAAUCAAGGCGCUGUACAGGUUUUAGUUGCGAGACUAAAAAUCACCAGAUUUUUUUCAAUGCUACAUAGUCGCAUAUUUCCAUUGCAGUACUAUAAAAAAAAACCAAACCAUUUUUGAAAAUUAUUUGUCUUACCUACCAAGCGUACUCUACGAUCAAAAUUUCAACUUUGUAGAAAACAGUCUACUGUAAACGAUACCGAUGAUGAUGAUGAUGAUUAAUUUAUUAUGCAAGUAAAACGAAAAAAGCAAACAACUCAUGUGACCUCAAAACUAAUGUUAAUUUAGAAAUACAAGAUCUAAACAUUCAAAAAUCUGAUCACAGAUUGAAGGAAGCAGAAAAUUAAAAAAAAUAAUGUGCAAUGCAAAAACAAAUCUUUUAUCCAUUUUAGAUGAAAGAUACAUAUUUGUGGAAAGAUUAAUAGAUAUUCUAAUAAUAUACGUACAAAAGUGCUUGAAUAUUCAUACAAAAAAUAUUUCCUGUCAACCUAGAAAAUUAAUGGUUGAGACACUUUUGGUUCCAUUUCUUCAUUAGAACACCAUAUUCUCAAAUCAUACCAUUUGCCGAACACGAACCUGUACUCAAUUAUCUCACAUAAAAAUAAUCCAUCGUUAUUGAUUUCUGUUUCCACUUGUUUCUGAGCUACCGCAUAGUCGAGAAAUAUUUGAACCUCAAACGAAGAAAAGCAGAAGAAAGAUAAUAUCCAAACAAACUAUACCAAAGGCAAUAGAAUAAUUUAAUUAUUGGAGUUCAUUUUCAUUCUGCAUCCAUUUAUUAUUUAAAUAUCGCAAGGAAGUAACAAUCAUAAUUUAUUUGAAUUUCAUUGUUGUUACUCAUUCGUACGUGCCCAUAUACUGAAACUAUGAGAAAAUGAUUUCUCGUUUGUACAAUAGAUGUUAAUUUACAGGAAAGUAGUCAUGAACCCAAUAAAAACCGUUCUAUUUUCACUUUGAUUUGGAAACACAAAACUAUAUUGGUACAAUCAGGCGCUACUAGUAAUUUGUAAAAUCAAAUUGAUCAAACGCAUAUAUACGAAAAUGAGGUAUACGGCUCUUGUAGAAUAUAAAUAGUAUGGACAAAUAUUUAGGAAUAUUUUCGAAAAACAAACAUCCUACAUAAUGUUAUCAGACUAUGAGUUAGGGAGAAAAAAAGCUGGUAAAAGUGAAAUCAUACCAUGUGAGGAUGUAUUUCUUGGCAUAUUAAAAAAAAAACAGCAUGGCAAGAUAUUGUGAUUGUUCUGUUGAAUUGCCUGCUAUUUUGGAAAUCAGGCUAAAAACAAAACAAAAAACAGAAAAGAUGCUUCAAAUCAGAUGAUACCGAAAAUACGUAAGCAAACAAAGUGAGUCGAGUAUUUAUAAUUUUUACAAGUCUAAUUCACUGAUGAAAAUAGAAUAUACGUAAGAGGAAACUCAUGACAUUAGCCAUUAAGGAUUGUGUAAUUACUGAAAAUACAGAUAGAAUGAAUGAUGCAAGUCCCAAAAAUUUUAAGCAAAUAGACAGUAAAAAUUAACAACAAAUGAUGAUGAUAACGAUGUACGUAAAAUAUAUUUAACCAUAAUCGGUAAGGGAUAAUUUGCAAAACUAAGACAUAAAUAAAAAAAUUAUCUCGUUAAAACACAAAUAUGUUAUGAGUACAUGAGAUCUUAAGAUACUUGAUCAUGAGAUAAUACAGUGUAAUAAAAUUUGUAAAUACCAAAUCCACACAGAAUGGAAAAAUAAUA